Messenger RNA from Hemicordylus capensis (graceful crag lizard), 1157 nucleotides. Its product is annotated as transmembrane protein 247-like. The record is from RefSeq and is a predicted model, not a curated record. The transcript is spliced from 4 exons. The coding region runs from base 66 to 887 and encodes 273 amino acids. NCBI's taxonomy places the organism in Eukaryota, Metazoa, Chordata, Lepidosauria, Squamata, Cordylidae. Gene Ontology annotation, cellular component: endoplasmic reticulum.
UGCUUACAUCAGUUUGGCAGUUGGCCCUGUAUGCUAGCCUUGCAGAGAUUGUGCUUCUGUCUGGGAUGCUAUGGGACACCAGCUAUAGACACGCAUCAUGUGGCAGUGAGAAGCUGGUGAUACCAAAGGCUGCCUUCUGUGGUGUCCUGCCUUCUUUCUUACACUCUCACUGCCUUAAAUCUAAAUUCCCCAUGGCAUCUACAAAUUGCCAUCUCGCCGGUGGUGAGUGCUCCCAGCCCUGUGGAAAGCAGGACACACAGCAGCACACAGAUCUCCUCCCCAGAGUUCUCAUUUCCACUGCCGUUUUUGAGAAGGAAGACAACCCUGAAAAUGCUUCAUCUGCUCCCGACAACGUGACCGAGCCUACAUCAGCUCUUGAUGAGAUGAUGGAGCCACCAUCUACCCCAAACGAUGUGACAGACCCACCUGACCUCAAAGAUGAAGAUGUGCCCAUGAGGACAAAGCCACAGGUGGAACUGGACAAUCCACAUCCUGGUCUGGCCACCAUGGAGGGUGAGAUGGACAGCUGGGUUCAAAUAGAGCAGAGAAGCACCAAGCAGGCACACGCCUUGACAACCCAGCUGGAGAAGAUGCGCCUCGAGAUGGAGCUCACCAUGACCAGAUUCCGAUACGAAGAAAAGGAGAAGCAGCGGCAGCACGAGGAGAAGAUGGAAGAGAUGCGGGUGCAGACACCAUCCACGCAGCCUCCUGGAGGAAGCCAUCACCUCCUCUUACCUCAGGACCAGUUCACCUUGUUCCUGUACUGCUUCAUCUUCAUACAUAUAAUCUAUAUAGCACGGGAGCUGAUAUUCUUUUUCAUUAAGAAGCAUGAGAUGUUCGCCAUUGGUGCCAUCAUCAUGUGUGCAAUUAAAACAUUCUGGAAGUAGGAGCUUUCGCAAGUGAGGUUCCCAUCCCCAAGGCCCUGUGAUGGUCGAACGCAGCAUUGGAUGCUGGUAUCAUAGCACUUCGUAGGUUUUAUUGACUAUACCCUCCUUUUCACCUUCCUAUUCCCUGAUGCCUACAAAGAAAUUGUAAACAAGCCCUCCCCAGUUCCUCCAAUCCUGCUCCCCUCCACAAAAGAAUAAAACAUGUAAAUGAAACACACUGAUGUACACUUAACUGAGUUUGAAUAAAUUAUUUCAAUAACAAGAGUUAGA